AUGGGUAGUGACAGUGAAAUGAUCCCAUGUCUAGAUUUUUCCAUGUAUGAUUUAGGAGUAGUUGAUCAGGAAGGGAGUGAGGAGUGGAAAAAGAUGAGCAAAAAAGUGAGAGAAGCAUGUGAGAGUCAUGGUUGCUUCUUCUUAAUGUGUGAUAAGAAUAAGUUUCCAUUUGAAAACAUGUUAAUGGGGAUGAAAGACUUGUUUGAUUUACCUGAAGAAAUUAAGAGGAAGUACACAAGUUCCACACCUUUUAGUAGCUAUAGUAGUGAGGAUCCCAAAACCUCCCUUGCACAAACCUUUGGGAUUGGUAAUGCUCCCUUUGGAGAUAAUGCUCAGACUUUUACUAAUCUCAUGUGGCCUCAAGGAAACCCAAUUUUCUGGUAUUAA
This is a messenger RNA of Medicago truncatula (barrel medic), 387 nucleotides long. Its product is annotated as 2-oxoglutarate-dependent dioxygenase AOP3. The record is from RefSeq and is a predicted model, not a curated record. Bases 1 to 387 code for a protein of 128 amino acids. NCBI's taxonomy places the organism in Eukaryota, Viridiplantae, Streptophyta, Magnoliopsida, Fabales, Fabaceae. The transcript has a single exon.